CUUGACCAUGACCCGGUGAAGCAGAUUUGCAAGCACUUGUUCUCGAAAUCGCUCAAGGAAAAAAAUCUUAACAUCUAUAGAGCUCUACCGCUGCGCAACACUGACAAUUUCUCUGUUUUGCUUCUUGCCAGUGGUUUCUGUCGAUGGGAACGUUGCCAUCGAAAUACAGCCUCAGUAACUAAAUGGCUUCACGUUCAACGCCUGUGCAGACAGUCGGCAAAGGCUACAGCACUUUCCCUCAACUUAAUCCGUGAUUUUCUCACAAUAACAUCUCAAUUCUAAACACUGAUGCUAUCAUGGUUCUAACGACUGUCGCCUCUUCCUGAUCCCGAUUAUCCGCUCUAUACAUUGUUCACUUGCAUCCUCUGCUCUCACGAUCUUCUCGUAUUGGCCGAUUCGUUUGAGACAAUCAGAACGUUUCAGUGCUGCGCUUUUCCUACAAUGGUAAAGCACAUGUAAUUUUAGCACGUCGGGACUCGGCUGAUGGCUAAUAUUUAUGCUGAUGGACCAAGCGGUUUAUAAUACCACCGUAUCAACCGUCACUACGUUCUUUGUCUACCACCACCACCACCACUGUCUCUUUCUUUCUUUGCCUCUGCGAGGUCUAUUUCUUUCAAGUCUUCGCCUUUCCAUCAUGCUGGCAUUUUCACUCGUUUUCGCCCUUCUCUUCGCUUUCAAAGGCGUCCUCUCUCACCAAUUCUACGACCUGGCGUCUCCACAUCUCUCCCUAGUCGCUCGUCAAGCGACCAAGAACCUCACCGACCUCCCAGAAUCCUCAAUCCCCUCGGCAUGUUCCGCGAACUGCACUCAAGACGUGCUCAAGUAUCUAAGCAACUGUUCCACGAGUGCAUGCAUGUGCAACGAUCAGACGGAUCAAUCGAUCACAUCCUGCGUGGACUGCGUAGUCGCCCAAGGAAACAUCUCUACUGACAUCGGCAAAGCUAAUAUGGUUCUAACUUGUUCCAAGUUUGGUGUUACCCUUGCUAGCGACAACUGUGUUGUAUUAGCUGCCACGGUAUUGUCCUGUGGUUUUCUAGGUGGAAGGAAGCGACUGGUUCCCUUUUAUUGAUCAUAAUACUGACAACGCUGGUGCGCUGGUGGAAUACAAAGAUUUCUCAGGAAAACAUCGUCUGUAUCAUUAUCUUCAACUUUCCCCAUUGAUGCUACCACCCUCAAAGCAUCGCAAUCCGAUUCUACAGUGACACAAAUUUGCAACUUUAAGCCUGCGCAACUGCCCCCUUGGAGUUGUGACAGCACAACCUCAUAGGUGGGAAUAGGAGCCUGCCUUAAGCUUGAUCC
This is a messenger RNA of Desarmillaria tabescens, 1299 nucleotides long. RefSeq lists its product as uncharacterized. NCBI's taxonomy places the organism in Eukaryota, Fungi, Basidiomycota, Agaricomycetes, Agaricales, Physalacriaceae. The transcript is spliced from 5 exons. Bases 497 to 1069 code for a protein of 190 amino acids. The record is from RefSeq and is a predicted model, not a curated record.